Molecule: messenger RNA, 1411 nt
Organism: Fundulus heteroclitus (mummichog)
Lineage: Eukaryota; Metazoa; Chordata; Actinopteri; Cyprinodontiformes; Fundulidae
Product: transmembrane protein 60
Exons: 2
Coding region: 288-692 (134 amino acids)
Source: RefSeq, a predicted model, not a curated record
GAAGUGUUGGGUUUUUUUUUUUGGCAGGAAUUUGCUUGAAGCUAACGCCAACUACGUGGUUAGUUUGCUUAAAAAAAAAAAUAAGGUCAAGUUUGAACGUGUCGAGAUGUUUUCUUGCUGACGAGUUGUUCUUUUGAACUUUUGCUAUAAGGAAGUAAGCGUCGUCUCCUGUUAGACCCGCUGCCGGACAGAGAACCGCGUUCCUCCUCUGGGAUCAGUCCGCCUCCCGCGCUGCCCUCUCCAAGCCUCGGUCUGCGCGUAAACCUGGCUCGUCGGCACGCUCCCCGAUGAAGAUGUCCCUGGCUCAGCGAGUCUUCCUCUCCUGGAUCUUCGCCCUGGUCUUCCUCAUCAUGCUCGUCCUCAAGCUGGACUCGAAGAUAAACUGGAACUGGUUCCUGAUCUUCCUCCCCGUCUGGACCUUUGACAACAUCCUCAUCCUCAUCCAGGUGGUGGAGAUGGCGGGUCGCUGCAAGCCGGACUUCGACCCCAGGGACGAGGAGAAAGGCGUGAUGAGGAGGCUGUGGUACCUGGCGGCGCUGCUCCUCAAGCUGGCCUUCUGUCUGACUCUGUGCUUCCGGCUGGAGAAGGUGGCGAACAUCUGGGUCAGCGUGGUGUGUGUCCCACUUUGGCUGCUGCUGGGUGGGGCGCUGGUGGAGCUGGGAUACAGCGUUUUGCACCACAGGAGGGACUGAACUUGGCGAGAAGCCUCAUAAGAUGGACACAUUUUUGUUUUUAUUAUUAUAUGUAUUUAACUCUAACCGAGGAUGCACCGCUUUAGUUAUUUUAAAUCCUGCUGCUCUUCUGCUGCAAGGGACUGGGGCGCCAGAGACUUUUUUUCUCCUUAUUUUCUCCCCACAGUAAAAGUUAAUUUAGUAAUUUCCUGAUGGAAUCACACUUUGAUUUGGAUCUCAGAAUUUCACACAGAUUUCCUUAUGUUUCUUUUUUUUUGACUCCCGUUGUUGCUUUUUAUUCACAUCAAAUUCUGUUUAAAAAUAUUUUUUUCCGACCCCAAAGCGAAAUGAAAUGCUGUUGUAGCUCAUAUCCUGCAGGUCUUUCCAAAGAGUUGUUGUGGAAGCUGAUGGUGGCGGGAAGUUAAGGGUCUGCAGCGGUCUGCCUCACACUGCAUCUGAAGAAGCCUCUGACUGAAGACACAAUGGCUACGUUCACACCGCUGGCCUUAAUGCUCAGUUCUGAUUUUUAUUUUAUUUUUUUUGCGUGGUCAUUCACAUUUCCAAAUAUGUGCGACUUGUAUGUGAUCUCCUGUGUGAACUGAAUUCAUACAACUUAAAUGUCCCGCAUGCGCAGUUGAAGACGCGAUGCCACACGUGUUUGCGGAAGUGAACAUGGAUUAUAAUGCUGGCGCGCAUUUUGCGAUCUUUAAUUUCUUUUCUGACACUUUCUCUCCAUUGAC